This is a messenger RNA of Sphaeroforma arctica JP610, 197 nucleotides long. RefSeq lists its product as hypothetical. NCBI's taxonomy places the organism in Eukaryota, Ichthyosporea, Ichthyophonida. The transcript has a single exon. The annotation marks the transcript as partial. The record is from RefSeq and is a predicted model, not a curated record.
AGGAAGACCCAAAUGUUAGAGCCGAUGUUGGGGACACCAUAACUCGACUACGAGAGGUUGGAUCCUCUCAAUCUCGAGGCCAUUUGAACAGCAAGGACGAGCUUUUGAAGGGGCUAGCCGCUGCCACAGCUUCUGACCCUUCGAUCGUGUCUCACGUGGCCGAUAUACUUCCUAUACCGAAGAAAAAAUUAUUCUGA